Molecule: messenger RNA, 1659 nt
Organism: Penicillium mononematosum
Lineage: Eukaryota; Fungi; Ascomycota; Eurotiomycetes; Eurotiales; Aspergillaceae
Exons: 5
Coding region: 1-1659 (552 amino acids)
Biological process (GO): amino acid transmembrane export from vacuole
Source: RefSeq, a predicted model, not a curated record
AUGAGUAUCUCUCGCAAUUCAGAGUAUUUGAAUGUUCUGUUUGCCAGUGGUAUCACGGCCGACCGCAAUAUGAACGUUGACCGGGAUUCCGUCGACGAGACCGCCAAUAGAGAUGACGAUGGGGACAAGCAAGGGCUUCGCACCACUGAACGCGAUGUCCAAAGUAACCCGGAUGACCUGGAGCAGGCCAACUCGAAGGCUGCCUUCAAUUCGAAGAAAGCACUGUGGGCAUUCUUGGUCCUAUGCUAUUCGACUGGCCCAACAGCUUCCAUGGUCUCAAACUACGUGACGGCAGCAAUUCUCUCGGCAGCCAAUCUCUUGGGCCACCAGGCGGGAUCAGGCAAACCAUGCUCACGCCGCGGAACAAACAUCAGCUGUCUGGUGAAGUUUGGCGGAGGAGAGAUUGACUACAACAGCUAUACAUUGUACCUUCGAUCGAUCAGUAGAGCCACAGAGGGUGUUGUGUCGAUUCUCACUGCCGGCUUGGCAGACUAUGCUAACUAUCGCAAAACGAUGAUGAUGACAUCGAUCUUUCUGUUCGGAACGUUGGCUUUGCCUUUUGCAGGGCUCACGGGUAAAACCUACAGCCACCUGACCGCCCUAUCCGUCCUUUAUUGCUUCUUGACAACUGUCGGAGGGGUCUAUACGGUGAUUGAAGGGUCAUACAUCCCAAUCUUCAUGCGAUCCACAGGCUGGUUCCGUGAGUCCCGAGUGGCAGCAACCACUGGUGAGAGAACGACCUGGAAUAAAGGUGUCUCCAUCAGUGUUCUAGCAUUGGUGUCAAGCAACAUUGGCGGCUUGACCGCCCUGAUUAUUGGUAUAAUUCUUGUCUAUGGACGGGGAUCCUACGUGCAGGUUGGAUAUUUCAAUUACCUUCUAGCCAUUACAAUUGGUGGCUGUAUUACAAUCCUGUUUGCUCUACUCGGGCAAUAUCUCCUACCAUCUAUGCCCGGCAAAGAAUUCGAUCGCUCCAAAACCCGAUUCCCAUUGCUGGUUGCGUUCAGAAACUGGCUUAAACUGUUAAAAAGCGCAACCCGCUAUUCCGAAGCAUUCAAGUUUUGCAUAGGAUGGGUUAUGUGGAAUACCGGAUACUCCAACCACUUGCAACUAAUAGGCGCGCUGUUUCUGCAAGUCACUGGGUUCUCCCGAAGCUCCGGAGUAUACUCAGUCUGGUCAUUUACUAGCAUCAUCUUUGCCUGCAUAGGCAGUUUGAGCUUCAUGUACCUGUACCCGCGGCUUCGCUUGCCCGUGAAAUCGUAUGCCUACGGUUUCCUCAUGGUCAAUAUCCUCUGUGUGCUAUGGGGCUGCAUUGGAAUCAGCAACCAUGUCACAAUUGGUUACAAGCACCAGGCCGAGUUUUGGGUUGAGCAGGUCCUGUUCAUGUCCGCUAGCAGUGCCCUUCGAGCAUACAAUCGUGCCAUUUACUCUUCCAUGAUUCCAGAGAACUCUGAAGCCCAGUUCUUUGGUCUGGAGAUUACCUUGGAUCUCGCUACUGGAUGGAUCAAUCCCUUGGUAAUGGGUAUCAUCCAGGAUCGGACCCACAACCUACGAUUCCCAAUGAUUCCAAACCUUUUACUGAUGCUCGUUGGACUGGGACUUUACUCACAGGUGGACAUUUCCAAGGGUAUUGAACAGGCAAAGGUCGCUUUGAGUCAAUAG